AUGGCAUCCAAUCCGAGCAAUGGAGAGGCCGUCAAGGAGGUGGCUGAAAAGCUGAAGAGCUGCUCCGUUGAGGGCGAGAAGGAUAAGACCACGGGAGAGAAGGGCGACAGCAAGCCCAAAAGUCGAAACAAUUCGCACAACAACCAAAACAAGAACCGACAGCGUCGUCGCCCCUCCGGUGCUGGAGGCGAGGUGGCUGAGGAGAAGGACGAGAAGAAGAACAAGAGUCGUCAGAACUCUACUCGUCGUGAUUCGCAGUCGGUCUCGCAGACGCGUUCCCAGAAGGGCUCCGAAAGUGACAAGCGUCGCACUCGCUCCACCAAUUCCAACGGACCCAACAACGCAGGCGGCAACAACAAGUCGCGUCAAUCGAAGAAUUCGAGCCGCACCAUCUCGCAGGGCAGCAACGGCGAUGGCUACUAUUGCAGUGACGCUUAUGACGACCUCGAAGAACCCUUCACCGAUUCGGAAGAUGAGGAGAGGGUCCGCCGCCGGAAGUCUGAGAAGCCGAACCUGUUCAUACCCCGCGGCAGGAUUCGCACGCUGUCCGGCACCGUGCCCGUGACCGGCUACUCGCCGAAAUGGGGCGGCCCGACGAUGUGCUUGUCGUGCCUGCAGUUCUUCGAUCUGCCCGAGCAAAUGGACAGCUUCGCCGAGCAUCUGCUGAUGGAGCACAAGAUCAUCGUCCAGGAAAUUGGCCUGAUCGUCGACCCGAAGCGCUACAUCGAGUACUGGCGCCAACGAUUCGCCAAGCAGAGCAUCGACAAGAUCUUCCCGCGUAUUGAGCUGAAGGAGGGCGAGCCCUAUGCGGACGUCACGGACUACUAUUUCGAGAUGUCGGAGAAGUUGCCCGAAGACUACUCGCUGCGCCAGCGUUUGGCUAUGCGUCGUCUUGAGGAAGCUCUUUCCUGCCAGCAGCGUGAGCGAGACGAUACCAACUUCUCGCAGCAGUGCAUCUUCUGCCGCUACACGGCAAAGGGAAAUCGCAGCAAGAUCAUCCACCACCUCUACAUGAUUCACCAUCUGAAUCUGGGCUCUCCGGAUAACUUGGUGUUUGUGACGGAGUACAUCGCUCAUCUCAAGGAGAAGCUCGACCGUCAGGAGUGCAUCUACUGUGAGAAGACGUUCGCCGACCGCAACACGUUGAUGGAUCACAUGAGGAAGCGAAACCAUCGCGAGGUGAAUCCGAAGAACCACUACUACGAUAAGUUCUACAUCAUCAACUACCUCGAGCUCGGAAAACGUUGGUUGGACGUGCUCAGCGAGGACUUUGAAGACACCACCACCGCUUUCCCUGAAAGUGACGAAGAGCUGGAGGAGGAAUCCUGGUGCGAGUGGCAGGAGGACAACAUUGAUGUCGACGAAACCCGAGUUGUCUGCCUCUUGUGCGACGAGACUGCCGAACGCGGCGAACAGCUGAUCGAGCACAUGAAGGCCGCCCACGAAUUUGACAUCCUCAAGGUGAUCGAGGACAACAAGCUCGACAUCUACCAGCGCAUGAAGCUGAUCAACUUUAUCAGGGCUAAGAACUUCAACGCCAUCUGCUGGCGCUGCGGCAAAGAGGACAACGGCAACAUUGUCGGCCUGCACAAGCACUUUGAAGAGGUUGAAAAGCCGAUCAAGGAACUGCCCGACCCGUCUCGUUGGGACGUGGAGGAGAACCUGGUGCCCCUGUUCGGCAACGACCACUUCCUGUGGAUGCUUGAGGGCAUCUUGGACAAGGACAGCGAGUCUGACGACGAGGAGGAGAACCGCUCCGACCCGAAGAAGCGCAUCGAGCAGCUGAUCAAGAAGAGCCAGCGCAACACCAUCAGCCACGUCGUCGCCGAGGACCUGCCGACGCUUGAAGAGGUCCCGGACCUCGAGGACGUCUUC
Molecule: messenger RNA, 1875 nt
Organism: Mesorhabditis spiculigera
Lineage: Eukaryota; Metazoa; Nematoda; Chromadorea; Rhabditida; Rhabditidae
Source: the annotation of a GenBank genome assembly